This is a messenger RNA of Spirodela intermedia, 2785 nucleotides long. The record is from the annotation of a GenBank genome assembly. Lineage: Eukaryota; Viridiplantae; Streptophyta; Magnoliopsida; Alismatales; Araceae.
AUGGCGGAGUCGAUGUCGCUCGGCGGAACGGCGCGGUUGCCCGAGAGACGGGCAUGGCGGGAGGGACGGUGGGUGUGUUGCUCAGCUCGAGGCAGUCAGUCGAUGGAGGAUAGGAACAACAAGGUGUCCAAGGAGCUGGGUCGGUCUCGCUUUCCUUUCCUCCCUCCCUCCCCCCCUCUGUUCUCCCCUGGCUGAAUUAGAGCCCCUCUGGUGGUUGUCGCCGAUUGCUCGUUUCCCCCCCGCCGUCGCGGUAUUCUCCGUCCGCUCGUGAACUGAUUUCAUCCAUACCUGUGGUAAUCUGCUGGGGAUGGGGUUUUGCGCGACGGAAAGAGCGUCCGCAUCGUUGAAUUCAAGUAGGCUUGAGUCAACUUCGAGCCGCCGCUUUGUCCUGGCUUGCGGGGACAUGAAAUGGACGGAGAUCGCUCCUCAAAAUAUUGACAUCCUCCGAACUUGUACUCCGCUAGGUUUCUUUUCCUUCAAGAAGAAGAUUGAAGACGCAGUUUCUCGUGCUCAAAUGAUUGCAUCGGCAGCCCUCGAAGCAGAAGAAGCCAGACGAGUCGAGCAGGAGGAGGUUCUCCUUCGAUACAAUCUGUGGGAUGACCCGACAAGAUCCAGUGAAUCUCUCAGAAGAUUAUCUAACGCCACCAAAGCUGUGAAUGCUCUCAAGGACCUGCAAUAUAAGGUGCUGUGCUACCACAAUAGCAUAACGUGAGUCUACCAAACAUCUGGCAAAUUUACUGAGUGGGUGGACAGCACUCUUCUUCUGAUCCUGCCACUGAAAAUUCUUAGUUUCGCCACAUAAUUCUUCCGUCUCUCCUCAUUUUUACCGAUGUUCCUCCCCGCUCACCCCUGGAGUUCAAUCUCUUGAAGAGCGCCAUCCGUCUUUUUGUACUCUGCUUGAAUAGGAAUCAAUGGAUGCGCUCGAACUUCUGUUUGCGUUUCGAUUGAUCGAUCCGUCCUCUGUCGUUGUUUCUCCGAUCCUGCGCUACUUUCAGCCGGCAGUUUUCCUUUGUUUGUUGUCUUUUGGAUUGCAGCCAACUUCUUAAGGUCAGCCAGGCCGAUGAUGGAAGAUCUUUCCUCUUAACUGUGCAGGCUGAAGAAGCAAAACUAAUAACAGAGCUGGCGGAGAUGGACUCCAUAAACCAUCAACUAUUCAAGCAGGCGUACGAUGCCUCGGUGGAUGUAAAUAAAUUUUUGGACCAAUACGAGAUGUCUAAGCUACUUACUGGUCCUUAUGAUCGGGAGGGAGCCUGUGUGACCAUCACUGCUGAAUCAGAAGAUAUUGCUUCUCAGGUACGAGGAUCACAGUCUAAGCAUGCAUUUUUCUGUCAGUUUGAGCCCAGCCCAGAUUGAUGGGAUGAACAUAAUUUUUUUCUCCUUCCUUUCGAAAAUUUUAAGUUUCUAUGGCCGCACAUGAUGAUCGGUUAGAUGGUAGAAAUGAGAUGGUUUACGAUGGUGAGAUGCUGAUGUUAUUUUCAGAUUCCAUGGGAUUCCACAAUGGAUGAGGACUCAUGAAUACCAGUCAACUGUUCUUAUUUUUCUUCUUCUGCUCAGAAUUUCACGUGCUGUUGAUGUCACUGGUAGGCGACGGCAUUUAUGGGCUUCCAUUUUGCAGAUGUGGGCGGAAAAGCUUGUAAGGAUGUACACCAGAUGGUCUGGAAGGCAUGGCUAUGAAGCGAGGGUUGUAGAAAGGGUCUCAUCGCAGGGCAUUGGUGUAAGUUUGGCGACCAUCGAGCUUGAAUCAGAAUACGUUUAUGGGUAUCUCUCCGGAGAGACGGGAGCUCAUCUGAUGAUCAACAACAGUUCCUCCAAUGGAUCGACUUCGCAGGAGGUACCCAUCUUCUGCAAUUUUAGAUCGUAGAAUGUCUGUCCCCAUAUGGGUUCCUUCUAAAUUCGUGGAAUUUCUGGCGUCACCCAUGGCUUCAUCCAGGAAUUCUCUCCCCUUUUCCGGGUAGAAACCAUGGAGGGAAAUUUCAUUGUCGUGUUAAAUACGAUUCGAUUUGAUUGAUGAUUUUCGCUCGCCAUUUACAGUGAUGAGGCAUCCAUAAUCAGCUCCUGUUCCAUGUUCGACGCAAAUUUUCAGGCCAUCUCGGCUGCUGUGGACGUCAUCCCCCUCUUCCUGGAGUCGACUGCUGAGCUCCACGUUGAUGAAGCUGACUUGGAGAUAUCCUCUCCUUCUCGUCACGACGGAGCGCCGUCAGGCCAUGAAAUGGGGUCUGCUGUCGCGAUCCGCCACAUUCCCACCGGCAUCAUCGUCCAGUGCUCAGGUCAAAAGCCCCUUCCCUGCCGUUGACUUUCUCGCUGGGUAGUCUGUCUGCUUUGGUUCAUCGUAGAUCUGAUUAUUGAUUGCUGUAGGUUUUCCGUCCUUAUAAGAAUGUGGAUAAUUAUUAUGAUUUCGACUGAAACUUGAUGAACUGGGUUGGGGAGGGAAAGAACAUAUACAUAAAAACCAAGAAAAAAGAGAGAAAAAAAGGAGAAUCUAACUCGGCCCAUCUCCGGUCCACGCGCAGGUGAGAGGAGCCGCUUUGCGAACAAGAUGAAGGCUCUCAAUCGUCUGAAAGCGAAGCUCCUGGUGAUCUCCAGGGAGCAACAGGAAGCGGCGAAUCCUAAUGGGAUCAGGAAGCCCGAGGUUCGGCGGAGGUACUUGCUCCGUCCCCAGAGGCUGGUCCAAGACGUGAAGACGGGCGUGCAGCUGCCGGGCCUCAACUCCAUAUUGGACGGCAACAUCGAGCCGCUCAUCAGAGCCCACAUCUCUCUCAGGCGAGGGAGAUACCCAGAGUUUUGA